Molecule: messenger RNA, 603 nt
Organism: Drosophila grimshawi
Lineage: Eukaryota; Metazoa; Arthropoda; Insecta; Diptera; Drosophilidae
Product: vitelline membrane protein Vm26Aa
Exons: 1
Coding region: 37-471 (144 amino acids)
Source: RefSeq, a predicted model, not a curated record
GGUAACUACAGUAGGCACAUCAGCUCUAGAUUCAAGAUGAAAUUCUUCGUGUGCUUCGCUCUCAUCGCCAUUGCCACCUCCGCUAUGGCAGCACCCAACAGCGGCAGCUCUGCUUCCAUCACCAGCAGCAGUGCCGGAGGAUCUGUUGCCCUGGCCAACCACGAAUCCGAAAUUGACGGUCUUUCCGGCCAAGGCUACGGUGAUUUGACCCGUCUGCGUAAAUCCGCUUAUGGCGGCAGCUCUGGCGGCGGUGGCUCUAGCAUUCCAGCUCCUCCUUGCCCCAAGAACUACUUGUUCAGCUGCCAGCCCAACCUGGCCCCAGUUCCAUGCAGCUCUCCAUCUUCCGGCUACGGGUCUGCCGGUGCUUACUCUUCGCCCUUGGCCAAUUAUGCUUAUCCCAACUACGGCGUGCCCCAGCAGCAGCUCUACGACGCCGCUUACGCCCCUCAGGCUUACGGCUACCAAUAUUAGAGGAUCAACGAGCCUGCGCACUUGAACUAGACACAGCUUCCAAAGCUGCUGAGAAAUACUAAUCUUUGCAAUGCUAACAGAAAAUGUAAAAAAAAAUAUAUGUGGUUCAAUUAAAUGAACAAAAAUCCGAAA